CUCUCAACUUCCUAUUGAGCUGUGGCAUCAUGCACGUAUCGAGUCAGCGAACUCGGCUGGUAUCGUUUGUCACGAAUAAAAUUCGACUCACAGAGGUUCUGUCAUCCCAUGAUUAAGCGCAUCGCAGGACCAGUGACAAGACUCAACAACAUCUCCGCGGGUGGACCCCACCUUGCGUCUUUUCCUUCCGCUGUCGGCUUUUAUUCACAACUCGCAUCUCCGCGCCUUCGGGGUGCUGUGCACCGCUUCAACCGGGCGAGCUUCACCUCCUUCCACUGCCCAUCGACCACACGCCAGAGGUUGACGGUACCGCCAAGUUUGCGCAAGAUGGCUACUUCGGCAACGGUAGAGGAGCAGGCGAAGCUGGUCGAGACAUCGAAGCGGCUUGCUGCCUUCCAGGCGGUCAAGGACUACCUGCUCCCCGAGUACACCAGGAUAGGCAUCGGCUCCGGCAGCACCGUUGUGUACGUGGUGGAGGCCAUUUCUGAGCUCGGUUCCGCCGUCACAUCCAAGAUGGCCUUCUACCCGACCGGCUCGCAGUCCGAGGAGCUGAUCGAAGCUGCCGGUCUAAACCUGCAGUACAUCAGCAAGCUGCCCGCCGGCCAGCAGCUGGAUGUCGCUUUCGACGGCGCCGACGAGGUGGACGACGACCUGAAUCUGAUCAAGGGUGGCGGCGCUUGCUUGUGGCAGGAGAAAAUCGUGGCGGCCAGCGCCAAGCAGUUUGUCUGCGUCGCCGAUUUCCGCAAGCUCUCUACGCGCUUGGGGAUGGCCUGGAAGAAGGGCAUUCCCAUCGAGGUGUUGCCCAUGGCUGCGCCGAGGGUCCUCGGCGAGUUGCAGCGGAUGGGCUCGCAGAACCCUCGCAUCCGGCCCGGGCUGCCGGGCAAGGCCGGCGCCAUCGUCACCGACAAUGGCAUGUGGAUCAUUGACGCGCCCUUUCCGCCGCUCUUGCUACCGAAGGACAUCGAAGCUGGUUCUCAGACCGGCAACAGCACGGCUGGCGUGUGGACCGUCGACGCACUGGCGGACGCACUGAUCAAGAUUCCGGGCGUGGCCGAGAUAGGCUUGUUUUAUGGCAAAAACGGACUGCAGCUGGCCAGUGGUGCGCAGAAACCCGUGGCGGCCUAUUUUGGAAUGGCUGAUGGCACGGUCGAGGUCAGAACACCGUCCUCUUGACCUGGACCAGUUCGCUUCUGGCCUCACUUCCGCAAACUCGUCGCUCCGGGUCGCGGCUACGAUCAUGCAUGGGAGGGAGGCAGGUGGUGAUAUGAGGGAGCAUCCCUGAAUGAGACGGGCUUCCAGGCUGCAUUGCCUCCGUUGUCUGCGUGCUGGAGACGCUGGUUUGACGAGGGCCCUCGGGGUUCGGCGAGGACGGGAUUAGUUACCACACACUUCUCCGUCCACGGACGAAACCCUGCCAGGGACAUAAGCAUCAUCCAUGUACUCUGCAGGC
Messenger RNA from Parathielavia appendiculata, 1450 nucleotides. Its product is annotated as ribose 5-phosphate isomerase. Lineage: Eukaryota; Fungi; Ascomycota; Sordariomycetes; Sordariales; Chaetomiaceae. Gene Ontology annotation, molecular function: ribose-5-phosphate isomerase activity. Gene Ontology annotation, cellular component: intracellular membrane-bounded organelle. The transcript has a single exon. The coding region runs from base 328 to 1173 and encodes 281 amino acids. Gene Ontology annotation, biological process: D-ribose metabolic process; pentose-phosphate shunt, non-oxidative branch. The record is from RefSeq and is a predicted model, not a curated record.